Rhagoletis pomonella (apple maggot) is the source of this 1242-nucleotide messenger RNA. RefSeq lists its product as uncharacterized. The coding region runs from base 343 to 1242 and encodes 299 amino acids. NCBI's taxonomy places the organism in Eukaryota, Metazoa, Arthropoda, Insecta, Diptera, Tephritidae. The record is from RefSeq and is a predicted model, not a curated record. The transcript is spliced from 3 exons.
GGCAUUUGAGGGCGAAGGUGGUUCGUCGCGAAUAAAAAUUUUCUAAGUGUUCUAUACCCAAAAAAAAAAAAAAAAAAAAUUAGAUUCUUGUGACAAAGGCCGUGUGAGUGGGUGCAUGUGUGUGCUAACUAAUAGCACUUUAAACUAAUUCCUUUUUGCGUCGCGUAAUUUAACACAUAAUUUUGCUGCAACAAGCUGGAAGGCAGGUGAGUCUUGGCUAGACAGAGUUUUUCAUUUUUUCUCAUUCAUUUUCGGGUGAAGUGCUAAGGAAUAAAUUCCAUAGUGCCUGUUAGAAAGAAAAGAAAGCCGCCUCUUAAGGUGGGCAAGGAUAGAAACGCCAAGAUGGCGUCGUCGACUUCGUGGUCGGCGAUGCCUGAGGCAGAGGCUUCUGCAUUUGAGGGCAGUGCGCUGAAAAGACCAAAAGUUUUGGACAAUAGAGAUGAGACAAAUUUCUAUGAGCUCGCCAGCGGUGGAGGGCUCAUUCAGAUUAAACCCAGAGGUAGUGCGAAAAAUAACGUGUGUCCUGAAAAGGGCGGGAAAAAUUCAGAAAAUGAUGAAAAUGGCGGGAAAAAUGUAGAAAAAUCCAGGAAAGGCGGGAAAAGUUUGGAAACAGUAGGUAGCAUGGAAUGUGAGAACCUUCCAGAAAAUGAACAGUUGCAAGAAGCACAGUUAGCUGUAGUUAACGAAAAUGAACAAGCAAGAGGAAAAGAAAACGAAAACGCACAAAAGACAGUGAUGUACCCGCAUACAUUUAAGGGGGAGAUUUUUGUUUUAGUUGAUUCCUCUGAAUGCCCCAAUAUUAAAAACGAAAAAAUUACCACAGGGUUAACUCUGCUAAGUCAAAUAAAAGACAUGCGUCACAAAGAUGUUGAAUUCAUUUAUGCCUUGGGUAAAACACUAUACAAAGUAACUUUUAAAAACACCUAUGCAGCGAACACAUUCGUGCUCGAUGACAAACUUCCGAAAAGAGGCCUUAAACCUUUCAUUCCUCGCACUGCACUCGAAAUAUACGGUGUAGUUAGGGGCGUACCCACAUGUUUCAGUGACUCAGAUUUCUUAAAUAAUGCUAUAUCCAGCAUCCCUAUCAGGUCGGUCAGACGCUUUACGCGCAAGGACCCUGCAACCAAUGAAUACGUUCCAAUUACCACAUUAAAAAUAGGCUUUUCGGGCAAUGAGAUCCCCAAGCAAAUCAUAUAUGAAUAUACAAAGCUGGAUGAGGUUAAUUGGCUACAACAUGAUUAA